This is a messenger RNA of Paramecium pentaurelia, 2054 nucleotides long. The record is from the annotation of a GenBank genome assembly. NCBI's taxonomy places the organism in Eukaryota, Ciliophora, Oligohymenophorea, Peniculida, Parameciidae.
AUGCAAGCAUUUUUUAAUGAUUUAGGACCUAUACGAGAAUAUGAUGAAAGAAUAGAAGAAUAAGAUGAUACAAUAUAUUCAUAAAUAGUUGUUUAUGAUAGGGAAUCAAUAAAAGUUGAACAAAGAAAUGAUAAAGAUCUUUUUGAAGGAAUACAAGGUUCUUUUAAUAUUGAGUUACAAGAGACUAUGGAAACAAGUAUCAUUAAAUUAUAAUUAGCUUAUAAUAAAUAUAAUGAACUUAUUACAAUUGCUACAGAAUUAACUUAAUUAUUUGGUUUAUAAGACAUGUUUACGUUAAAAACAACUUAAUUGACAAAGUUAUGUCUAAUUGGAUAAAUGUAGAUAUAAUCAGUGAUUGAGAAUCUUAGUAAAGAUUAUUCUCACAUUAUUGGAGACUUUUGUCUCUAUUCAAAAGAUAUUAACUUAAAUUAUGUUUACUAAAUUCUAUCUAUUUUAAAUAUCAAUCUCUUACCCAAAAUCUUAAAUGUAUGUGAAGAAUUUUUCAUUAAAAAUCAUACUAGAAAACCAAAACAUAUUCUGAUUGAAUUACACUAUAAUUUAUCUAAAUUUUUAUGUGUUUUAGAAGCUUUUCCUCAUGCAUGUGCCUCGUAAGACAUUAAAUAUGAAUAUAAGAAUAACAUAAUUGUUAAAGAAAUUGCAAAAAAAGAAUAAAUUGAUCAUGCUUAUAAAUUUAUAUUGUCUGCUAUACAAUCAGCUUAAGCAAUGAUGUAAAAGAAAUCUGAAACAGAAACUAAAAUUUUCAGAGGUAUUAUUCACAAUUUAGGACCUAUCUAUUAUAUGUUGGCUAGAAAAUAAGGCUUAUUGAAAGCACAUUAAUUAAUGGCAGAACCAACAGUAGAAUUGGCUUUUGCAGUUUGGAAUAUGGGUGAAACAGGUUUAGCUAAACAUUUAAUGCCAAUAAUAUUUCCAUCUAUAAAAUACAAAUAAUGUAUAUAUAUUCCAAGAUAUUUUAAACAAAUUAAUCUUGAAUAUGUUAAAUACUAUUAGAAACAUUAUAUGGGUAUAAUCACUCCACCUUAGCCAUUAAUUGAUAAAAGCCCAAAAUUAUUAUCUUUUUAUCAAUUAAUUGAAAAUGGGGAUGAUAGAAUUAAAAUUCGAAUUCUUAAUUCAGAAACUUUAAAUAUAAGUCCAUCCUCAAGUUUAUAAAAUUACUAUUAAGAUCCAUUAAUUUAGAUAUCUAGAACUAGUUUUAUUGAUAGAUUGUUUCAUAAGAAAACAAACACAACUUAUGAAAAUAUUAUAAUACAUAUACAUGGCGGAGGAUUUGUUUCUAUGUCCUCAAGAUCUCAUUAAAUAUAUACUAGAUUAUGGGCAAACUCUCUAGGAGUACCUAUAUUUUCAAUUGAUUAUCGAUUAUCUCCUUAAUAUUCCUUUCCUGCAGCUCUUGAUGACUGUUGGCAAGCUUAUCUUUGGAUUAUUCAUUUUGCAUUACAUUAUUUUAGUAAUAAUCUCUAAUAUACAUUUAGAUAUAACUCCAAAAAAAAUUAUAUUAAUUGGUGAUAGUGCUGGUGGUAAUUUAUGUGCUGCAUUAACUGCUUUAUGUAUACGAGAGAGUGUAUAUUUGCCUGCUGGUAUUAUUUUAGCAUAUCCUGCAUUGAAUCUUGAUCCAAAAAAUUUCAAUAUGUAUUAAUUUGUUUCAUUAGAUGAUGGAUGUAAUUUAAUUUGUCAAAUAUUUAGUAUUACCUCAUUCAUUUUUGAAAUUAUGUGUGAAAUCUUAUAUUUAAGAUGAAACACUUAAUUAUAAGGAUUCUUUGAUAUCCCCUGGUGAAGCCAUUGAUGAAGUAUUGUAACAAUUCCCCUAGACUUAUAUUUUGACAGGAACAAAUGAUCCUUUGCAUGGAGAUACUUGGACAUUAUUAGGAAGAUUAAUGUAUUCUAUUCAAUUCUACUUAAGUAAUUUAGGAAAGAAAUGCAAAUUGUAUAAAUAUGAUUACAUGCCUCAUGGAUUUUUGAAUUUUUAUAAUUUGAUCCCGAAUGGAGAGUAAUGCAUCAAUGACGUUACUCAAAUCAUAAAAGACAUAUUUUCUUAAUGA